This is a messenger RNA of Rubroshorea leprosula, 560 nucleotides long. The record is from the annotation of a GenBank genome assembly. Lineage: Eukaryota; Viridiplantae; Streptophyta; Magnoliopsida; Malvales; Dipterocarpaceae.
AUUGUGGGCAAUUCGACAAAGUGGCACCCCAUUAUCACAACCGGGAGAUUACCCUCUCUUCUCAUAUGGGACUAACAUGUUCGCUUUGCCUGCUGAUUUUCUUCAUUAUAUUUUCUUCCUACCGAAUUUUAUCAAGUCUCCAUUUUUUCAAAUAUGGGGUUGGAAAGGAUGACAAAAAGUACUGCCAUAUAUGAUGCAAACACCUUUUCCUACGUUGAGGUUUUUGAUUUGCAUGGUGUUAAAACUAGUAGAUUGUUUAAAGAGGUGGACAUCUUGAAAUGGUGUCUUGAUUUCUUGGGCUCAGAUUAUUUAGAUCUUAGUUGGCCAAAUGGGCCAUUAUAUGGCCCAAGUAAUAUUACGCUUGUGCUGACCCUUCUUUUUUUGGUCUCGUUGUUGCAGGCCCAGCACGUGCUUCAGUUUGGAUUAGACUCAUGCAUCCGAUUCCUUAUAUGACACAACUGAAAAUAAGUUUUAUUUUUGUUUAAUGAUGAUAUUCAAUGUUUCGCAAAAUUAUUGUAUGAAUUAUUCAUCCAUUCGUUAAAUAAAAUAAUUAUUUUCUC